AAGUAACACACGAUGCACAAUAUAAUUAAUACAGCACUCUCCGUUCAGCCCAUCAGAUCCUUUCACUGAAACCCUAAUAUCGCAAAAGGCGGCGGCUCAGCUCCUCGUUCCUCCUUUGUCGAUAGCCACCAGCCAUGGCGCUCACCAUGACAAUGAUGGACAUACGGGACUUUGCUUCGCGUUUGGAUGUUGACGUUGCAUCUAUUGAUCUCGAUUCAAUUCGUCUCCCUCCAGGCGAAGAUUUUGGCAUAAUUAGCGAUGACGAGGAUUUGAAGGAGGGGGAGCCACUGGAGUUCGAGGAGGGUUUUGGAAAUGCAAUUGUGGUAGACAAUUUGCCAACGGUGACAAAAGAGAAGUUCGAGAAACUGGAAGGAGUUGUCCGGAAGAUUUACUGUCAAAUCGGGGUAAUCAAGGAGAAUGGUCUCUGGAUGCCUGUGGAACCCGACACUGGGAAAACGCUAGGCUAUUGCUUCAUUGAAUACAACACCCCUCAGGAAGCUGAAUUGGCUAAAGAAAAGACCCAUGGGUACAAACUGGAUCGAGCCCACAUUUUUGCUGUUAAUAUGUUUGAUGAUAUUGAUAAGUUCAUGAAAGUCCCAGAGGAGUGGGCACCUCCAGAAACCAAGCCUUACGCUCCAGGGGAAAAUCUGCAAAAGUGGCUCACUGAUGAAAAAGCGAGAGAUCAGCUUGUGAUUCUUGCAGGUUCAGACACUGAGGUUAUGUGGAAUGAUGCAAGGCACGCCAAGCCCGAGCUUGUUUAUAAAAGACCUUCCUGGACAGAGAGUUUUGUUCAGUGGUCACCAUUAGGAACCUAUUUAGCUACAGUGCAUAGGCAGGGUGCUGCAGUCUGGGGUGGAGCGACCACAUUCAACCACCUGAUGCGAUGUGCUCAUCCACAGGUGAAAUUGAUUGAUUUCUCCCCUGGAGAGAGAUAUUUGGUGACUUACAGCAGCCAUGCGCCAAGCAAUCCUCGUGAUACUCAUAGGGUUGUGAUCAACAUUUUUGAUGUGAGAACUGGAAAAGUUAUGAGAGAUUUCAAGGGAAGUGCUGAUGACUUUGCUAUUGGAGGAACUGGUGGUGUUAGUAGGGUGUCUUGGCCUGUUUUCAGGUGGGGAAGUGGUAGAGAAGAUAAGUACUUUGCUCGAAUAGGGAAAAAUCUUGUUUCUGUUUAUGAAACUGAAUCAUUUACCCUUAUUGAUAAGAAGUCCAUCAAGGUUGAAAACGUUGUGGACUUCAGUUGGUCGCCCACUGAUCCCAUUCUAGCGCUGUAUGUUCCUGAACUCGGUGGAGGAAAUCAACCUGCUAGGGUGAGUCUUGUGCAAAUACCGUGCAAAGCAGAGUUGAGACAAAAGAAUCUCUUCAGUGUUAGCGAUUGUAAGAUGUAUUGGCAAAGCAAUGGGGAUUACCUGGCUGUUAAAAUAGAUCGUUAUACAAAAACCAAGAAGAGCACUUAUACUGGCUUUGAGCUUUUCAGAAUCAAAGAACCGGACAUACCUAUUGAGGUUCUGGAACUUGAAAAUAAGAAUGAUAAGAUCAUUGCAUUCGCCUGGGAGCCCAAAGGUCACAGAUUUGCAGUGAUCCAUGGUGAUAACCCCAAGCCUGAUGUGAGCUUCUACUCAAUGUGCAGUGGAACUCAUACUGGUCGUGUUUCAAAGCUCGCUACUCUCAAGGGAAAGCAGGCAAAUGCUCUUUUCUGGUCACCAGGUGGCUGCUUUAUUAUACUGGCUGGGUUAAAAGGUUUUAAUGGGCAGUUAGAAUUCUAUAAUGUUGAUGAGCUUGAGACCAUGGCACAAACCGAGCAUUUCAUGGCGACAGAUGUUGAGUGGGAUCCAACAGGAAGGUAUGUUGUGACUGCUGUUACGUCUGUCCAUGAAAUGGAAAAUGGAUUCUGUGUCUGGUCAUUCAAUGGAAAACAGCUAUACAGGAUACUCAAGGAUCAUUUCUUCCAAUUCUUGUGGCGGCCAAGGCCCCCAUCUUUCUUGACCCCCGAGAAAGAAGAAGAGAUUGCCAAAAACCUCAAGAAAUACAGCAAGAAAUACGAGGCAGAGGAUCAGGAUGUAUCUCUGCAGCUAAGUGAGCAGGAGCGCGAGAAGAGGAGAAUGCUGAAGGAAGAGUGGGAUAGGUUGCUGAGCGAAUGGAAACGGCUGCACGAAGAAGAGAAACUGGAGAGGCAGAAGCUGCGCGACGGAGAAGCCAGCGACGACGAAGAAGAAGAGUAUGAGGCUAAAGAAGUGGAAAUAGAGGAAGUAUUGGAUGUCUCUGAAGAGGUAAUUUCCUUCAACUGAUGAUUUCUGUCUGUCUGUAUGAUGCUUUAAACUUAAAAGGAAGAUUAGUUUUGUCUAAUUGUAUUGUAUUUGUACUACCUGAUCAUCAUAUUUUGUACUUUUAGUAUGAUAUGAUAUGAUAUGCUUCCCAGUUUUGGGCUGAAUUGGGCAGUUUGCCACUUUUCAUUACAA
Molecule: messenger RNA, 2456 nt
Organism: Andrographis paniculata
Lineage: Eukaryota; Viridiplantae; Streptophyta; Magnoliopsida; Lamiales; Acanthaceae
Product: eukaryotic translation initiation factor 3 subunit B-like
Exons: 11
Coding region: 135-2285 (716 amino acids)
Biological process (GO): translational initiation
Cellular component (GO): eukaryotic translation initiation factor 3 complex
Molecular function (GO): RNA binding; translation initiation factor activity; translation initiation factor binding
Source: RefSeq, a predicted model, not a curated record